Molecule: messenger RNA, 723 nt
Organism: Striga asiatica
Lineage: Eukaryota; Viridiplantae; Streptophyta; Magnoliopsida; Lamiales; Orobanchaceae
Source: the annotation of a GenBank genome assembly
AUGAAAUAUGGGCCGGAUCUCUUAAGUGGGCUUCAUAUCUCGAAACAUAAUGGACCACAACGACUGAGCCCCCUGAUCCCGAUCCACGACCUUCCCGCCUCUACCAUACCCCAUGUGCGGGCUGAGGCCCAACCUUUCAAUCGGCCCAGACACCGUAGGGCUCCUACAGACAAAACCCGACCCAUCUUUCACCCGUCCGUCAUUAAUGGGCCGGCCAGGGCCCAUUGGGCUCCAAUCCGGAUACACGGCCCUCUCCCUCAUUAUCAUUCCCCCAUCCAGAGGCCCAGAAACACUAUUUGGGCCCAUGCUGCACCUUUGCUGCUGCAUCAUCCUCUUAUCCAGUGGGCCCGACCACAUCGCGUUCCUACCAGGGCCCACAUUGACUCUCUUGAGGGCCCCACUCCAAUGGUUCCGCUUGAGUAUUUCGAGCCUGUGUUUGGCCACGAAGAUUCCGAGGCUUUGAAGGAACUCGUGGUUGAAGUUAGGUCCUCGAGUUGGAGCUCGUUUCGGAUGAGAGCUUGCCCGUAUUCGUACGCGAGCGAUGGCUCGAGGCUUGUUUUCGAUAGCCAUGAGCACCAAUCCAUGGCAUUUGCACUUGGAGUUCUUCAUAGAGCCGCAGCCAAUUGGGAUGUUCCUCAAGGCAUCGCCUUUGGUCCAACACCUCCAACAACUCUUGCAGAAAUGGCCGGGCUCAUAGAUCAUAUAAAAACAACUAUCAAGUAA